This is a messenger RNA of Didymodactylos carnosus, 732 nucleotides long. NCBI's taxonomy places the organism in Eukaryota, Metazoa, Rotifera, Eurotatoria, Philodinida, Philodinidae. The record is from the annotation of a GenBank genome assembly.
AUGACACCCGCAGCAUCCUUAUCAUCCAUUUCAAUCACUUGUCUCCUAGCAUUUGAUCGCUAUGUCAGCUCAUCGAGGUCUGUAUAUGUGCGCAGUUUCUCAAAUAUGAAAGUGGCCCGUUAUUCAACUUUGAUUCUAUGUUUACUUUGGUCAUUUGUUAAUAUACCAUCGUUGAUUUAUUAUGAUGUGAUACGUAGUGCUAAUGGUAUAUUAGCAUGUACAAUUGUUUCAAGUCCUUGGAAAGAGUAUACAUUCUAUUUUCAGGUACCGAUCCUUUAUGGCAUUGUGCCCAUCACCCUACUGUCUGCAUUAGGAACUCUAACAACACGAAAUGUUUAUAUAAUUAAACAAAAUCAACGAAGGCGAUCUCAGCGAACAUAUGUGGAUGAACAAACGACAAAGAUGAUUUUAAUGCAAAUAAUUGUUUUUAUUUUAUGUAAGAUUCCGUACUGUGUGCAAACUGCAUACACACUAUUUACAGCACAACUGGCAAAAGAUCCGUUACGUACUGCCGAAGAUUCUCUGUUUGUACUAAUAACACGUUACAUUUUCACUAUUGAUUUUUGUUCUCCAUUCUAUAUUUUUAUUUUAUCAUCUAAACCCUUCCGCGAACGGUUUAUCGUUAUGAUUAGAAAACUGUGUUGUUCCGAUUACAGCGCAAAUCGAGUUGGAAUACUAUCUGCGAAUGUUGAACGACGACCGAAACAAAAUGCUGUUGUUAUUCAAACAUAA